Bolinopsis microptera is the source of this 491-nucleotide messenger RNA. Its product is annotated as DNA translocase FtsK 1-like. The coding region runs from base 62 to 298 and encodes 78 amino acids. NCBI's taxonomy places the organism in Eukaryota, Metazoa, Ctenophora, Tentaculata, Lobata, Bolinopsidae. The transcript has 3 exons. The record is from RefSeq and is a predicted model, not a curated record.
UUUCUGUUUCAAAAUUGAUAUCCUACUCUAGCCUCGCUCCAAACUCCCAAGUACUCCAAAGAUGAAGCUGUUCAUUGCUAUCACCCUUUUCGCCAUGGUCAUGUUCGUUAACUGCCAAGAAGCUGAAACCGAAGUAGUAGCUGAACCCGAAGCAGAAGCUGAACCCGAAGCAGAAGCUGAACCCGAAGUAGAAGCUGAAGUCGAAGUAGAAGCAGAAGCAGAUGACGCUGAUGCCGGCGCCUCCUCAAUCCAGCUGGCUCUCCUUGCUCUGGUACCAGUAGUUGCCCGACUUGUCUAAAUCAGGACAAGAUCUCCAGCCCGGCACCGUUUCCAGCUUUUUAUAGAGAUCUGGAAACAAUGGACUCGGGACUUUAUGUUGUAGUGACGUCACCCAGCUUAAAUUUUUAGAUUGUCGACUUUGUUGUUUGUAGGUGAAAUUUCAUUUUUAUAUUUUUAUGUAAUUAUUGUUAUUCUGAUAUAAAAACCCCAGA